This is a messenger RNA of Terrapene triunguis (Three-toed box turtle), 635 nucleotides long. RefSeq names its product mediator of DNA damage checkpoint protein 1-like. Gene Ontology annotation, cellular component: nucleus. The annotation marks the transcript as partial. Gene Ontology annotation, biological process: miRNA processing. The record is from RefSeq and is a predicted model, not a curated record. Lineage: Eukaryota; Metazoa; Chordata; Testudines; Emydidae. The transcript is spliced from 3 exons. Gene Ontology annotation, molecular function: protein binding; mRNA binding.
UGGGAGGAGGACGGGGACCCCCCCGGGGGAGAGGCCGACGGGGAAGCGCCUCGGCCCGUGGGGCGGCUGCACCUGCUCAGCAGCAAAUAUGGGCCGGAGCAAGAUUUCUGGAUCUACCCCGGGGAGAACGUGGUGGGGCGGCUGCCGAGCUGCCGGGUCUGCCUGCCGGCCCCCUCGGUCUCCAAGGCCCACGCAGUGAUCGAGGUCCCGGCGCCGGGCGGGCCCCACCUGCUCUACGACCGGGGCAGCCUGAACCGGACCCGGCGCCAGCGCGGCGUCCUGCUGCCCCACGUCCGCUACAGCCUGGAGGAUGGAGACACCCUCAUGUUCGGGGACGUGGGCUGCCAGUACUUCCUGCUGCCACCGGGGGGCGCCGACCCCGAGGAGACUCUGGAGGUGCCACCCACCCAGCCCCGGGCUCCCAACACCCUGGCCAUUGAGGAGACCCCCGUGCCCAGCAAGAGGAUGGGCUACGGGCCCCUGCUGGCCAGGGACUCUGAGGAUGAGGAGGAGCUGCAGGGCAGAGGAAGGCUCCUGCACCUGCCAGGGAGCAAUGGCUCUGACUCCUCUUCUGACACUGGCGUCCGUUCCGACGCAGCCGUCUCCUCCCCGGGCGCAACCGUGGUGCCGGAAAG